AUUGUGUAAUAUUUUCCAGCAAUGUGUGGAGGAACAUGGCGAUACCGUGGAGGCACUGUUGGAGGUGGACUACAGGCGUUACGAGUACAAGUGUACUAGAAACCAUAUGCGGUUUUAAUGGAAGGUCUGCUACGUUUGCUGCUUUGUCUUUGCGAGGAACGGGGGCCGUCGCUGGCUCGGGAAAGGAGAGACUAUCCUCCACGCCUGAAGACACAACCUCAAUAGGCAACUAUAUUCUGACAAGUAGGCACAAAUCAAGGUUGCUUUACCCCACACCAAAGCCUUGCUGCUGCAAAAGGAUACACAGUGAUGCCAAGUUGAAGGACCCGUUCACACUCGCCCAAAAAGACUUGAACUAUUUGUAUGAUGAUAUUAAAAAGGAGCUUUUUGUGUCCAAAUCAGAGCUGAAGUCCUUAUGUGACUACUACUUUGACGGGAAGGGCAAGGCCUUCCGACCAAUGAUAGUGGUGCUGAUGGCCCGGGCCUGCAAUAUUCACAGCAACAGAGACGGAGAUCUGCUCCCAGGUCAGCGGUCCAUAGCAAUGAUCUCUGAAAUGAUCCACACCGCCAGCCUGGUCCACGAUGAUGUCAUCGAUGGCUCGGACAAGCGGAGGGGGAAGACCACCAUCAGCGAAGUGUGGGGGGAGCGAAAGGCCAUUUUAGCUGGAGAUUUCAUCCUCUCGGCAGCCUCCAUGGCUCUGGCCCGUAUCGGCAACAACACAGUGGUGUCAGUGCUGUCUCAGGUCAUAGAGGAUCUGGUGCGAGGGGAAUUCAUGCAGCUGGGCUCCAAGGAGAACGAGAGCGAGAGAUUCAAGCACUACCUCGAGAAGAGCUUCAAGAAGACUGCCAGUCUUAUAGCGAACAGUUGUAAAGCAGUAUGUACGUUCUAUCUCCACAAUAAUAACAGACUUCCAGGAAGUCCUAGGGCAGAACUGAAAAGGUGUGUGUUGACUGGCUGUCAUUUUCCAUUCAAGGUAUCUAUUCUGGUGAACUCUGACCCAGAGGUACAGGAAAUAGCCUUUCAGUACGGGAGGAACGUAGGCAUCGCCUUUCAGCUGGUGGAUGAUGUGCUGGACUUCACAGCAUGCGCCAGCCAGCUAGGAAAGCCUUCGGCUACAGACCUUAAACUGGGCCUGGCAACCGGACCAGUCUUAUUUGCCUGUCAACAGUUUCCUGAGCUGCAUGCUAUGAUUAUGAGGCGGUUCAGCACCACUGGAGACGUGGAUCGGGCCUGGCAGUAUGUCCUGGAGAGUGAUGGUGUGGUUCAGACCAACUACCUGGCCCAGAGCUACUGCCGGGAGGCAAUCCGGCAGAUCAGUCUGCUCAGGCCCUCCCCGGAACGGGACGCCCUCAUCAGGCUCACUGAGAUGGUCCUCACCCGCGACAAGUGAGCUCCCAGGCUUCACUUCCUGUCCUGUGGAAGCCCCCCCUCCCCAUGGAGGGUUAGAUGCCAGGAUGAUGAGGAGGGAAGGUGGUUAAUGUUUCAUCAGUGACAUUCCCAGUGGGUCCUGAUGGAGCAUUGUUUAUGCAGCUUUUUGUACAUAACAUAAGUUAAAGGUGGAACUAAACGGUGCAUACACAGGUUCUUCAGGACUGACUUUUGAGUGAGAUGCACUGCUUCACAUUACCCAUGGCUUCUUUCUCUCCUCUGGAAAACCCUUAGGUCCUCACAGAAAAGAGUAUAUGUUAUUGACACCAGUGGUUUUUAAUGCUAGUCCUGUAGGACCCCUGCAUCUACAGGUUUCUGAACCAACCCCCCACCUAUUCUUCAAUUGAACUUCAACAAAGCGUUAAAAUAGAUAGCACGUCAAUGAGGCAUGAACACAGACCUAUAUGCACAGGGACUCUCCAGGAUCAUUGUUGAAACAUGAUUUUCAGUGUAUACAGGCUGUAUUUGGUCAUCAAAGGCGGUUGUUAUUACACGUGAUGCUUGGGGCGGGAUGGACCCUGCAGAAUCAUUGUAAUUUCAUGACGAGUCAAGAUGGAGUAUCAUUAUUGUGUGUGUGGAUCUGUAUUAAGACCUUGCUCGAAGAUCCGCCCGCAGUCCGCACCGUAACGGCCAAAUGUCAAACGUUUGUCAGGGUGACUCUUGUCAAUUGGAGAAUGUUAUAUUGUAGGUAUUUCCUGUCACAAAUGCUUAAAGGUCCCAAACAGUCAUUCUGAUUCCCAUGUAACGCAGCCUUUUGAGUGACUAAAACAUCACCCACAAUAUUUUAAAGUUUGAGAAAUGUAUAUUUUUUUCUUCUCUCAUGUCAAACUACCACCAGGAAGUCGAUAAAGAUUGAGUCAGUGGGCGGGGAGCUAGUAGGCUGAGUGGGCGGGGAGCUAGUAGGCUGAGUGGGCGGGGAGCUAGUAGGCUGAGUGGGCGGGGAGCUAGUAGGCUGAGUGGGCGGGGAGCUAGUAGGCUGAGUGGGCGGCGUUCCCAAGAACCGCCAAUGUCAAGCAACAUGGAUGCAGUGUUAGUGAGAUUAUCUCAAGCAAAUUUGCUGAAACACAAAAGGAACUCGAACAACAUUGAAAUUGCAUGCAACAUCCAAUCAUGGUUUCACUAAUUAUUUGUUUAUCCUGUUUGGUUAUUGUAACUAUCAAUGUAGUGGCUAUAUAAUUUAGUGAGCUAUCCCAAAUGGAAUUGUCAGCACUGUUUAUCACGCUAGCUGGUUCACCUUGAACAAUUUCAUGUGUUUACAAAACAUUAGGAACUAUUUUCCUAAUAUUGAGUUGCAACCCCUUUUUGCCCUCAGAACAGCCUCAAUUUGUCGGGGCAUGGACUCUGCAAGGUUUCGAAAGAGUUACACAGGGAUGUUGACUCGAAUGCUUCCCACAGCUCUGUCAAGUUGACUGGGUGUCCUUUGGGUGGUGUACCAUUCUUGACACACACGGGUAACUGUUUGACCGUGAAAAACCCAGCAGAGUUGCCGUUCUUGACACACUCAAACCGCUGUGCCUGGCACCUACUACCAUACCCCAUUCAAAAACACAUACAUUUUUGUCUUGCCCAUUCACCCUCUGAAUGGCACACACACAAUCAUUGUCUCGAGGCUUAAAAAUCCUUCUUUAACCGGCCUCCUCCCCUUCCCCUACACUGAUUUGAAGUGGAUUUAACAGGUGACAUCAGUAAGGGAUCAUAGUUUUCACCUGGUCAGUUUGUCAAGGAAAGAGGUGAUCAUAAUGGUUUGUACUGUGAGACAAUGUUCUUAUCAAUGAUGUCAAGUUAUAAAAUGUUUGUUAGGCAUGUGUCUUAAUGUAAUGACCACUGCGUCUGAGUUGUGGCAACCCAUCCCCUGCUUUUGUUACAUCCUGGCUAAAGACAACACCAGACACUUCAUUAGGGUAAACUUCAAUCUAUUUGGCGACACACUGCAGUCACAUUUUUGCACCAGUGGACUAGCUACCGGUACUUAAUUAAAUUAGGUAAGAGAAUAAGAUGUUACCGUUGGUGUAUUAAAAUGAGGCUUUUUGUGAUGUCACAAAUCCCGCCUCUAAGUGUUUGACAUGGGGGGGGGGGGACCAGUAACUUUAUGAUCGAACUUGAUCAAUGUAGAAGCAAAAUUCAUUUUUUUAUACUUCGAUCUGGUUUCAUCCAAAUGUCAUGAAAAACUGUGAUUUUUGACUGUUCGGGACCUUUAAUAAACCCAGGCCUUAACAUCCACAAUGACUGUGUGCUCACAUUAAAUGUUAUUUUUUAAAGUCAA
Oncorhynchus nerka (sockeye salmon) is the source of this 3692-nucleotide messenger RNA. Its product is annotated as all trans-polyprenyl-diphosphate synthase PDSS1-like. Gene Ontology annotation, cellular component: transferase complex; mitochondrion. The transcript has 10 exons. Gene Ontology annotation, biological process: ubiquinone biosynthetic process; isoprenoid biosynthetic process. The record is from RefSeq and is a predicted model, not a curated record. Gene Ontology annotation, molecular function: prenyltransferase activity. The coding region runs from base 36 to 1391 and encodes 451 amino acids. NCBI's taxonomy places the organism in Eukaryota, Metazoa, Chordata, Actinopteri, Salmoniformes, Salmonidae.